AUGCAGCGCCCUCAAACAUAUGGCCAGUCGCCUCCUCUACACCACCCUGUACCCCAACAUGUCUCGACCGUCCCCCAGCUGCGCUCGCCGCCCCCGCCAGUGUCACAGUCGCAGUCACAGCAAGGCUAUGGUGGUAGCCCGUAUCAACAGCAGGGAGGUUCGAGUGGAAAUGUCUUUGGCGCAUACGGCCAGUUUAUGAACGACCCCACGGCACAGGUCGCAGCGCAGUUCGGACAGUCGGCCUUCAAGCAUGGGCAGGAGUACAUGGAGCAAAACUUUAACCGAUAUGUCAACGUCAACGCCCUGAAGCAUUACUUCAACGUUUCCAACUCCUAUGUCAUCAACAAGUUGUUCCUCGUCCUCUUCCCUUGGAGGCACAAGCCCUGGUCGCGCAAGCAGUCUGUUGGACCCAGCGGCCAGGAGGGAUGGUACCUGCCUCCGCGCGAUGACAUCAACAGCCCCGACAUGUACAUCCCCGUCAUGGCUGUUGUGACCUACAUCCUCCUGUCGACCCUCAUUGCUGGUCUUCGCGGCCAGUUCCAACCUGAGCUCCUCGGAUACACGGCCUCGACGGCUCUUGUGAUAAUGGUUGCAGAGAUUAUGGGAUUGAAAUUGGGUUGCUAUCUAUUGGGCAUCUCAAAUGACUCGCAACUUUACGACUUGAUCGCAUACUCAGGCUACAAGUUCGUUGGCAUUAUUGUGACUGUUGCCGUGGCUGAGACUUUCAAUGCCGGCAAGGGUACUGGUGGUUGGAUUGGCUGGUCGGUGUUCAUCUACACUUUCUUGGCCAACUCCUUAUUCUUGAUGCGCUCCCUUAAAUAUGUCUUGCUUCCUGAAAACUCAGCGAAUGGCGCCGGCCCUAUGCAGACUGGCGAUUCCCGGGCGAAGCGGAACCAGAGGACGCAGUUCUUGUUCUUCUACUCGUACAUUGUCCAACUGCUUUUUAUGUGGGUUCUGUCCAAACCCUAA
This is a messenger RNA of Colletotrichum truncatum, 969 nucleotides long. Its product is annotated as transport protein Yif1. Gene Ontology annotation, biological process: endoplasmic reticulum to Golgi vesicle-mediated transport. Lineage: Eukaryota; Fungi; Ascomycota; Sordariomycetes; Glomerellales; Glomerellaceae. Gene Ontology annotation, cellular component: COPII-coated ER to Golgi transport vesicle; Golgi membrane; endoplasmic reticulum-Golgi intermediate compartment. The record is from RefSeq and is a predicted model, not a curated record.